CGUUUAGACGAGUUCAAAGCACAUGUCUAUGUUGUGAUUAUUCUAGAAUAUUGUUUCUAUUUGAUUUUCAAAAAUGUCUCAGUUUUCUGUAAUCACGCAAAGUUCUGUGACUAUAAAUGUUACAAGCUCAGCAAAUUCUUUUGGAACAGAACGAAGGUUUCAAAAAGAUUUAUCAGUUGCAGAUUUGAAGAACAAAUUAGAGCUUUUAACUGGUUCCCAAGCAGCCAACAUGAAGUUAGAGCUAUACAGUAAAGACAACAAGCUUCUGAGUAAAAUAGACAAUGAUGAAGUUAUGUUUGGUUCGUUUCCUGUAGAUGAUGGUUGUCGUCUUCAUGUGGUAGAUUCAACAAUUAAAUUGGGAGAAUUUGAAGACUUAUCUAAAGUUGAGAAAUUUGAAAUGAAAGAGGAUGAUUAUGCUAAAAGAACAGAUUCUGUAAGAGCAUUUAAAGAGAGAAAUAAAAUGGGUCGCUUUGCUGAAACGGAUCCUGAAGAACAGAAAAAAAAGGAAGAGGAAAAGAAAGAAAAAGAAUUACAACAAAAAACUAAAGCUGAAACCAUGAAAGUUGGUGACAGAUGCGAGGUUAGAACUCUUGGUCAGCCUGCCAAAAGGGGGACAGUAAAAUAUGUAGGUUUAACUGAAUUCCAGUCAGGUUAUUGGAUAGGUGUUCACUAUGAUGAACCAUUAGGCAAAAAUGAUGGAAGUGUUAAAGGUAAAAGAUAUUUUGAAUGUCCAGACAAAUAUGGAGCAUUUGUGAGACCAGAAAAUGUAGAAGUUGGUGACUAUCCUGAAGAAGAUUUAGGUUUCAGUGAUGAAGAUGAAAUAUAAAUGUCUUAUAUAAACAGUUAUCCAAUGAUCUGUAGUUUUUAAUAUUAUUUACAGUAAUAUGCAAUCAUAAGUUGUGCACAUGCAAUGAAAUUAAUUGAUUACUAUUGUCAAACCAUUGACCUGUGCAACAAUUUUUUGUCUUUUUUUGUGAAUUUAAAAUGCAGUUUAAUUCUUUGUAGCAGCAUGUGAAAUCCAUCUACAAUAGGUAUGCAUGUAUAUGUCAUGGCACAUUUAUUGAUAUAAUCAAAUUUAAGCCACAUUCACAGUGAACAGAGUUUAUCUUAACAAUUAGAAUUAUAUUUAGUUUAUUUACAAAACGAUUAUCAAUAAUAAAAGGAAAUAACAUAUAAUAUUUUGUUUAAAUCUUUGCACAUAAUUUCAAGAAAUCACAAUUUAAAAUGCAUUUUUACAUACAUUCUAUACAUUUAUAGAUCUUUUAACUUAUUUAUUGUCAAUUGUAUAUCUGGAAGUAUAAAUGAUAUGUAUAUCUGUUUUUCGAUAUUCAAAUGGAGUUUAGCAAUUUCUAAAUGAAGACAAUUUUCAUAAAAAUCUUACUGUCCAUUAAUAUAAUCAAUUCAUACAUGGAAUUUUAACUUUUAAUUUGAGGAAUUCUUUUUAUAUUCUUUUGUUCCUCACUUGGUUAAAAAUCUUGAUAAAGACAUUUAGAAAUUAAAAUUCUAUCAAUGUUUAGUCGUUCUACAGCUUCCUGAAAUAUUUUAUGGACUUUGUUAUAUUGGAAUUAAAUUAUAGAACUGUAAAUAGAAAUUAGGAUAUAAAAUUUGAUUUAAGUUGAACAUUGAUCAAAUUGAUUGCAUGUGAAUGUGUAAAUUAGAUAAACUUUAAAAGUUAAUGAUUUUUCCAUGUGUUAUAAUUGUUUUACAUAUUUCUGUUAUUCAAUUUGCAGUACAUAUUAUCAUUUGAAUGCAUUGGAAAAUCUCUUGACGAUUUAUAUAACGGUAUAAAUUUCUUACUGACAAAAUAUUUGAUUUGAUUUCAAAUGGAUCGGGAACAUUAAUAUAGAAUUUUGUAGCUUGAUAUUUUUUUUAACAUGUAAGAAACUUAACUUUUACUUGACAUUCUUAGUAAAUUAUACUUAGGUACAGAGACAACUUGGUGUGAAAAUUGGUAAACAUAUUUCCAAAAAUACACAAUAAAUUCCUAUAAGGAGUGGGAAAAUAUUGCUCGGUUUUAUAGUCAUUCCUAAAAUAUUGUAAUUGUUCAUUUUGAGCAUCUUUACUGAAAGAACAUCAUAAUUACAUCAUUGAUUUCUUGUUUCUCAUUUUUAUAACAAAUAUUUUCCAUUAUGCUAGCUUUUGAGUAUAUAGAUGCUUCAUUGUUGUUUAACCUAGGCUAAUGUUUUAUAAAAACGCAAUUCAGCUUAAAUAUGAAUGUUUUGUUGCGAAUAAUAAUAUAAUUUUGUAGGAGAUGCUGCACUUCUUAUAUCCCACUUCUUUUAACCUUUCCUAGACAGGAAGUGGCAGCAUAGCAGAUAUGAACAUUGCUUAUAUGAUACAACUCACAAUUAGCAAGCUCCUGGAUGGUUAUUGUAUUCAUUCCUUUGUAUGUCAGAAAAUAUUUCUCCAGCAUUAAAUGUUGAAAACUACAUAGUAAUUAGGUUUGGUUGUAGAAUCAUGUGUGUUUCUUUGUGUUUUUGUAAUUUAUUUUUUUCCUAAAAUACUGGUGUUCAGUAAAAUUGUCAUUAUGCAAAGCUUACUGCAUGCCAAGAUUUUUGUUUCUAAUAUCAAUAUCUUAUGUAUUUAAUAAAUAAUGUUACACACAA
Messenger RNA from Mytilus californianus (California mussel), 2606 nucleotides. Its product is annotated as tubulin-folding cofactor B-like. The transcript has 7 exons. The coding region runs from base 74 to 826 and encodes 250 amino acids. Gene Ontology annotation, molecular function: microtubule plus-end binding; alpha-tubulin binding. Gene Ontology annotation, biological process: tubulin complex assembly; post-chaperonin tubulin folding pathway; cytoplasmic microtubule organization. Lineage: Eukaryota; Metazoa; Mollusca; Bivalvia; Mytilida; Mytilidae. Gene Ontology annotation, cellular component: nucleus; cytoplasm; microtubule plus-end. The record is from RefSeq and is a predicted model, not a curated record.